CUUUGAAACAACUAAUAUUAGAUGAACCAAAGACCAUUUAACCUUGAUGGUUACUGCUUAUGCCAACGUAAUGAAAUAUCAAAGUCUAUAAAAUGACAGUUAUAUGUCUGGAUAUUUGUAUUUUUGCUUUUGUAGAUAUUCAGAGACAAGAUGGUUUUGGAGAAAACUGUUGAUGAAGUUGCCAACACAAAGGAGUGUUGUACUAUUGAAGGAGAAGCAAAUGAAUGCUGCAACAGUGACUCAUGCCCAAAGAGGGGAUUUUCAACCUUUUUAUGGGAGAGUAGAUCCAAAUUCAUUUUCAAGCUUGAUUGGUGGGUCCUUUCCUAUAUCUGUUUAACGGAAUUUAUUAAAUAUCUAGAUGAGGCAAAUAUCAAAAACGCAUAUGUUUCUGGUAUGGAAACUCAUUUUCAUAUGAAAGAUAAUGAGUAUAAUCUUUUGACAACUUGGUGGACUAUUGGAUAUAUUGUUGGACAUUUACCUACUACAUUUUUAGUUACUAGACUGCGUAUUCGUUAUUGGCUUCCUGCUUUUCAAUUUUUAUGGGGAUCUCUUGUCAUGUCCAUGGCUGGUGCUAAGAAUAUUAAUACUUUGUAUGCAAUCAGAUUCUUUAUUGGUCUUUUACAAGCACCAGCAUUUGCCGGUUCUAUGCUUCUAUUUGCUGAUUGGUAUACACCUUCUGAAUUAGCUAAACGAUCAUUAAUUUACGAAGCAUCUUCUCCAGCUGCUAAAAUGUUUUCUGGUUAUAUUCAAGCUGGGUUAUAUAAAGGUAUGAAUGGUAGAAAUGGUUUGGAAUCUUGGCAAUGGCUUUUUAUCUUUGAUGGGGUUAUCGGUUUGCCACUAGCAAUUUAUGGUUACUUUGCACUUCCAGAUACUCCUUCCCAAACAAAAGCUUUCUGGAUAACACCAGAAGAGAAACAGUUUGCAAUUGAAAGAAUGGAAAAGAUUAACAGAAAACCAUAUACAGGGGAGUUGAAUUUUGCUUUAGUUAAAAGAGUUGCCAAAAGUCCAUAUACCUAUUUGUUUACUCUUAUAUAUACUUGUCAUUUCAUUGCUGCAAGAUUACCUGAAUUUUUCAACUUGUAUUUAAAGAGUACUGGAAGAUAUACAGUUUACCAAUUAAAUACAAUUCCAACUAUUGGAAAUGCUAUUGAAUUCGUUACAAACUUAUUAGUUGCUUGGCUCUCGGAUUAUUAUGGUCAUCGUUGGAUAUUUAUAUCAUUCUGUUCUUUUAUGGCGGUGGUUGGGUCUAUUAUUCUUGUGAUUUGGCCGGCCCAUAAUAUUCAUGCUAUGUAUGCUGGUUGGCUUUUAAUGUUUAUUGAACAUUCAGGUGCUCCAAUUGUUGUAGUUUGGCUAAAUGAACUUUUGGGCCAUGAUGGUGAGCGUAAAGUUUUGACUCUUGUCGUCGGUGAAAUUAUUGCAUAUGUGUUCAGGGCCUGGGUUCCAUUAUUGUUAUAUCCUUCAGGAAAUGCUCCUUAUUAUGGUGUUGGAUAUCCAAUUUCGUUGGCUCUUUUUGCUCUUGAAGGUUUUACUGCCUUUGCCAUGUAUAUGUAUUCCAAGUAUGAAAUCAAACGUAGGGCCCCAGAAGAUUGUUAUUGCGGACAAGUCCCGAGUGAUGCAAGUGUUGGUCUGAAAGAAUCUGAUGUUCAUGAGGCAGAAGAAGAGAUAUCUACAAUUAGUGUAUAGUUAGAAUAAAAAACUAAUGU
Messenger RNA from Scheffersomyces amazonensis, 1703 nucleotides. RefSeq names its product putative pantothenate transporter. The record is from RefSeq and is a predicted model, not a curated record. The coding region runs from base 151 to 1683 and encodes 510 amino acids. Gene Ontology annotation, cellular component: membrane. The transcript has a single exon. Gene Ontology annotation, biological process: transmembrane transport. Lineage: Eukaryota; Fungi; Ascomycota; Pichiomycetes; Serinales; Debaryomycetaceae. Gene Ontology annotation, molecular function: transmembrane transporter activity.